Molecule: messenger RNA, 1681 nt
Organism: Cuculus canorus (common cuckoo)
Lineage: Eukaryota; Metazoa; Chordata; Aves; Cuculiformes; Cuculidae
Gene: MAZ
Product: MYC associated zinc finger protein
Exons: 5
Coding region: 27-1130 (367 amino acids)
Biological process (GO): regulation of transcription by RNA polymerase II
Cellular component (GO): nucleus
Molecular function (GO): DNA-binding transcription activator activity, RNA polymerase II-specific; RNA polymerase II cis-regulatory region sequence-specific DNA binding
Source: RefSeq, a predicted model, not a curated record
CCUCCUCGCCCCCCUCCGGCCCCGCCAUGGACCCCGCGAACUGGAGCAGCUUCAUCUUCCAGGCGGCGGCACCCCCUCCGGCGCCGUCAGCGGAGCCGCUGCAGGUGGAGCUGCUCCCGGUUCUCCCCACGCCGCCGGACGCCACCACGGUGGACGCCGCUGCGCUCAAACCUGCUGUGGCAGCACCCGAUCCCGUCCCACCACCACCACCACCUCCUCCUCCUCCUCCGCCACCGCCGGCGCCACCGCGCAAAUCCAAGAGCAAAGGCCCAUACAUCUGCUCGCUCUGUGCCAAGGAGUUCAAGAACGGCUACAACCUGCGCCGGCAUGAGGCCAUCCACAGCGGUGCCCGCCCGCCGCGCCCAGCGCCCAUGAAGAUGCCCACCAUGGUUCCUCUCAGCUUGUUGAGCGUCUCUGGCUUGGCGGCGCCGGCAGCCGAUUCUUCGGCGGCAGCUCCAUCCUCCUCGGCGUUACCAAAACGCGCCCGCAAGAGCCACGCCUGCGAGAUGUGCGGCAAGGCCUUCCGCGAUGUUUACCACCUCAACCGGCACAAGCUGUCGCACUCAGACGAGAAGCCGUACCAGUGUCCCGUCUGCCAGCAGCGCUUCAAGCGCAAGGACCGCAUGAGCUACCAUGUGCGCUGCCACGACGGCGCCGUCCACAAGCCCUACGGCUGCAGCCACUGCGGCAAGAGCUUCUCCCGGCCUGACCACCUCAACAGCCACGUGCGGCAGGUGCACAGCACGGAGCGGCCCUUCAAGUGCCAGACAUGUGAGGCUGCCUUCGCCACCAAGGACCGGCUGCGGGCACACGCGGUGCGGCACGAGGAGAAGGUGCCGUGCCACGUCUGCGGGAAGCUGCUGAGUGCCGCCUACAUCGCCGACCACAUGAAGGUGCAUGGGCAGGGCCCUGGCCAUGCCUGCGCCCUCUGCGACAAAGGCUUCCCCACGGCGGCACAGCUGCGGGCGCAUGUGGGGCAGACCCACGGCGCGCUGCCCCCCGCCCCACUGCGCUGCCGCCUCUGCGGGGUUCACUGCAAGACCCCAGCCCAGCUUGGGGGGCACCUCCAGACCCACGGCGGUGCCGUGCCCCACGGCGAUGGCCCCGCACCCCACACGCCACAGCCCUGAGGGCCCCACAGGCAAGGCCCGGCGCGGGGGGAGGUGCGUGUGGGGCAGCCCCAUAGCAGGGGUCGGGAGAGAGGUGACCCAUAGAGCAUGGGGGCUUGCCCUAUAGAGCCUUUUCUGACCCAUAGAGACUGGGGUCCUGCCCCAUAGGGCCCUGUCUGCCCCAUAGAGCCUAGGAUCCUGCCCCAUAGAGCCCUGUCUGCCCCAUAACGUGAGAUUCCUGCCCCAUACAGCCCUGUCUGCCCCAUAGCAUGGCAGUUGUGCCCCAUAGAGCCUUGGGAGGGGGGGCUGCCCCAUAGUGAGAAAGGCAGGGCAGGCUUUAGGGGGGCUGUGGGGUGGUUAUGGGGCAGGGUGGGGGUCUCUCUGGGUUGCUGUGGGUCAUUUUGGGUAGCUAUGGGGCAGGGUGGAGUCGCUGUGGGUCACUGUGGGAUGGCCGUGGGACAGAGUGGGGUCACUGGGGUCCCUUUGAGUCGCUAUGGGUUCCCUGGGGGUCACUCUGGGUUGCUAUGGGGCAGGGUGGGGUCACUGCGGGUCAGGGUGUGGGUCACUGUGGG